GUUCGUUCCGCUGCACAAUACCCCCACCCGGCACCCACGCCACACAAUGUCUCUCUCCAUCUGUCUGUCUGUCUUAUCGGUCAAAGCGCGUCAACACAUACAGAGUAGACGGCACAUUCUCAUACAGAGCAGCCACAACCGUCCCCUCUCUCAGUUCCUUGUCCGUGCCCCUCUGAAAUAUCUGCAGCCACUCGCCACUCAGCCGCCUACACCGCACAUGUGCCCACACACCGCCGGCAGCCAUGCCCUCCCUCCCACACACACUGCAAUCCUUCACGUCAGCUGAGGGGCAAUCCACACGCUGUCCCCCCACCCACUGGUGCGCCUUGAUCCACUUGAUCUUCGCACAUCUCCCGGCCGUCUCGCAUCGAUUGACGCCGUGUUUGUAAGGGUGUGAUGGGGACUCGUCGGCCUCGGCUUGGCGAGUGAGGUCGGAGCUGUAUAGGUAGCUCAUGUGGCCUCCGAGGGAGUGGCAGACGGCGAUGCAGUCGGCGGCCGAGAGAGAGAGGGGGGCGGUCGGUGUCUUGAUGCAGCGACGGUCUCUGAAGGGCACGUUAUUGAUGUUGUCCUCCUUGCUCAGGGAACAUACGCAGCACCUGAACUCACAGACACAUCCACACACAAGGGAUGGAAGGAUGGAUGGAUGGAUGUCUCUAGUCAGCUUCACUCGGGAAAGAGCUCCUUCUGCCCUGAUGUGCUCUUGAUCUUUCGGUAGGCCUCGCUCUUUUGGAAGGUACCCCAUGGCUCAACGGCGAUGCCCUUUGUGGCCGGCAGUGUCGUGUUCUCAAAGCCAGGCGAAGAGGACCAGGGUUCGUAGUCACUGGGGAUGAAUAUCCGGGGGUCCACCUUAAUCACCUUUGUUGGCUCUUCUGCAUGACACACAGAAACACACAGAGACACAGACAAACGUCUGUCUACCCACCCCAACCCCCCCACCCUUUGUCUCCGUCACGAGCACAUCCAACGGCACAAAGUCCUUCCUGAGAUGACCCGCAUUCAUGGCCACAUAGCCGUCGUAGCACCAGCCCACAUCUUGACAGCUCCUGUCGACGUAGAAGGCGUAUUGCGCCAUGUGUCGCUUCGUGCUGCACACGCCAUUGCACGUCUCGGCAGCAGCAGAAGGCGGCAGGAAGGUGCAGGAGCGGUGGGCGGGACGGGCUUGUCCUCCCUCAGCUCUCGACUGGCAGUGGCAGCAGCUGCGUACAUGCCAGUGGAUGGACAGAACAGAAAAGGCUCGAAAGUGGCCAUCAGGGAGGGGAGGAUAGUAGGGGUGCCUAGGUCCCUUACCCGGUGUAUUCGGAUUCGUUGUCGUCAGUGAGGGGUUUGACAGUGACUUGCCUGGCCGAUUUGGCAUGAUCGACGCUCUGCAGGCGUACUACAUCCUCCUUUUGCUGAGGCCUGAUUGCAUAUAAUUAGAGACGUGUGAGCAGAGAGGAGAGCACGUGCCGCGUCGCACAUGCGUGGCUGCCGCUCACCGCGGCGUUGGGGAUACGACGGGGCCGCUGCAGUGAAGUGCAACCAUUCAUCCACCCCCACCAAGCACAGACAAAGCCUCUGACAAGUUGGCCCGGUCUCCACUUCUGUGUGCGGGUACAGAGGCCACCUUACCUGCCCGGUUUGUUCGCUGACGCUCGAUUGGACACGGCCAGCAGAGGCAGGCUGCACACCAGCAGGAUUUGCAAUGCCAUCGAUGACUCACGGAACCACGACCAACUCGAG
Molecule: messenger RNA, 1719 nt
Organism: Vitrella brassicaformis
Lineage: Eukaryota; Vitrellaceae
Source: the annotation of a GenBank genome assembly